AUGAAGCGGAUUCUCCGCACUGCCUUGUUGAUCGUUGCCAUUGUGGCAUUGAUGGGGAACACCGUCCUCCAAGGCAUAGAUCUACCCAAAGAUGAGAGAGUGCUGGAGAGGGUCCUGGACGACAGCCACCUUACUACCGGCACUACUACAAGGGUGGGAAUGAAAACAACCAGCACUACUACUACUAGUAGUAGUAGUAACAAGAGAAGAAAACUCAAGUAUGAUCCCUACAAUGAAGACAGCUAUCAACCCAACCAAAUUCCACCAGGGGCCAAGGAAAAUGAUCACUACAAACAACAGUCGUCAUCCACACCGUAUCCAUCCCAAGCUCCAUCCGAGAUACCGUCCAUGGCACCUUCACCCUACAUUUAUCAAAGACCACCACCAUCAUCCAACCCUACAGUAGUUGACAAUGGAUACCACCGACCCCCAUCACCUGCACCCACCGUACACUAUGGGUAUCAUCGUCCGCCAACUACUACAACCCCUGCUCCGGUCCCUGACCAUUGUCCCGCCUAUCCCGACUUGGUCUUUUUGAUGAUUCCCAAAAACAUGAUGCUCAAACUACAAGAAAUCAUGAAGCUGGCCAAGCUGGUGAGUCGAGAAGAAUCCGGUCCCAUAGGAGAUCUGAUUGAAGAACAACGAUUGGUAUACGACUUUUUCGAUGGAUGGACGGAUCCCGAUGAUCAAGCCGUUGUGGCCAAAACCAAGGAUCGACCCAUUUGUUAUGCCGUCUUUGAAGCCACGCAAGAGGGGAAUCUAGGUGAUCAGCUACAAAAUCUCAACCCAUUGUCCAAGGAAGUGGAAGGGUCGGAUUGCACCGUUCGGGCUGGAUACUAUGAUGCCUACAAGGCAGAAUACUACGACGACUUUCGACAAAGUGUUGAAGACUGCAUCCGUACAUGCUACGAUGAAUUCCAACGACCGUGCCCUCUGGUCGUCGGGGGUGACAGUCAGGGUGGAGCUGCCGCUGUUGUGGCAUCGAUUGACUUGGCGCACCACAAUCCGCAAGUCAUCACCACCGGUGCUCCUCGCACCAUUGUCAAUACGUCUCCCUGCAAGACCAUUGAUGAAACACGACACUCGCGAUUCCUCAACACGGGACGGCAUGAAUAUGAUUACGUGCCAUUCCAACCAGAUAUUCUCAAUACGCGACAUGUGGGGCACACAUUCUUCUUGGACGACGGUGUCAACUGGCCCGUGGCGACACCCGGAUUCAACAAUAAUGAGCCGAGAUUGUUCCUUUCGCGAGACUUACACGAACGACCCGUCUACGAGGAACGCAUCCAAGCCAUGAUAGAUCGUGAUUGUUUUCCGAUUCCUGUAGGAAAGUGGCCCGGAGGACAUUACUGUACCCAGGACGACGAAUGCGAGAGUGGUGAUUGUUCCAAUGGAGCAUGUACGAACGUUUGA
Seminavis robusta is the source of this 1413-nucleotide messenger RNA. NCBI's taxonomy places the organism in Eukaryota, Bacillariophyta, Bacillariophyceae, Naviculales, Naviculaceae. The record is from the annotation of a GenBank genome assembly.